UGUUAAAAUCCCCACAUGCACGUGUCUCCCCCUCCCCAGAGUGAUCUGGUUCUGGAGGCCUUCCGUGUCCAUGCCAGCGCUCGGAUCGGGGCCCUAGAGCAGGGAUUGGAAUCCCAGCGGGAGCUCUGCACCCUUAUUGAGGAGGCUCGUGAGCACCAGAGAUCCUGGACUGUGGAGUCUCAGUCGUUCCUGGACACCGCAAAUACUUCCCUGCAGAAUCUGCAGGAAGACCGAGGAACCCUAAACCAACAGGUAAGAUUGUCCGGCUCUGCGACGCUCUGUGGCUGAGCCUCUGA
This is a messenger RNA of Terrapene triunguis (Three-toed box turtle), 296 nucleotides long. Its product is annotated as sperm-associated antigen 5-like. Gene Ontology annotation, biological process: regulation of attachment of spindle microtubules to kinetochore; cell division. The coding region runs from base 16 to 288 and encodes 90 amino acids. NCBI's taxonomy places the organism in Eukaryota, Metazoa, Chordata, Testudines, Emydidae. The transcript has 2 exons. The record is from RefSeq and is a predicted model, not a curated record.